GCGGGGGCCAACGGCACGUUGCUGGCCAAUCCAGAAAUGCGAUCCAUAUUAAUGCUGUUGUUGGUUGCCGCGGUGUGAAUGCGGUCCAGCCAACGACCUAUGAGCUGUCGGACUGGAGACCCCCCGUUGUGGAAGGUAGGCAAGCGUGCCGUGCUUUGCGCAUCGUAGCGAGAGCUCGGCCCCUCGGGACCUACUUUUUCUUUUUUUCUUUUUUUUCAUUUUCUACUCUUUGCCGUUGAUCCCAAUACCGCACACUUUUCUGACAUCCUUCAAUGUUGCCGCUGUGUCAUCCCGCCUGAUCUCUCGCCGCGUCUAGUCUGGAGUAGAAGCCCCGAGGCCUUCACCAGAAACCAGUCACUUGCACCGCCUUUUAACGAUGCUCGACUCGUUCUUCCUGCGCUCCGGUUCGGAGGGGCUGGCCAAGGCGAUCCAUAUACUCUCUGGGGCAGUAACGACAAUCUUCCUGCUCACUCGACUCUGGGCGAGGACAAGAUUGUACAAGGGCCUCUGGUGGGAUGACUAUAUAUUGAUCGCCUCCUGGGCCCUGCUGCUGUGCGGCAACGGUUUGGCAGCCGCCGCCCCCUCGUAUGGCUUCAGGAUCAUUGAAGGCACCUCGCACGGGUGGAUUUUGGCCUUUUCGUCAAUCAGCUUCUUCUACAUUGCUAUGGCCCUGAGCAAGACUGCUUUUGCAGUGACGCUGAUCCGGCUCUCGGGUGGCAGGACACGAGUAGUCCUCUGGGUUGUCGUCUUGUUCGUCUGUGCCGUGAAUAUUGCAGCCGCGGUGGUUACGUGGCUGGAUCUCUGUGACGCACGUGCGGACGUCAAGGGGAUAUCCAGCUUUUGCGUUCCUAUGCAGACAGCCGUUUGGAUACACGUGGCUAACGCUGCUGUCACAAUACUUGCUGAUGCUUAUCUGGCUUACCUACCUUGGAGAGUUCUGGCCAAGAUUUACAUCCCAAGCAAGGAGAAAUGGGGCGUGGGCAUCACCAUGAGCCUGGUGGGUCUAGCAGGCAUAGUCUGUCUGGUCAGGACCGUCCUGGCCAGCCAUAGCCCGAAAGCCACCGAAGAGUUGGGGACACCGGACUGGACUUACGGUUGGGUGGCUCUCGUGGGUCUUUUCCAGGCAGAAGUUGCAAUUUAUAUCAUUGCACAGGCGAUCCCCCUGCUCCGGGUAUUCUACCUUGGGCGAACGAAGGGGUCAAGCAGGGCCUCUGGGUCCGUACAGGAGGCCCUGCCGCCCUCGGCCUCGUUUGUGGGCAAGAAGAUGACGACACGGGUGACUGGUGGAGAGACGAUUCAUGAAACGGACGAGAGUAUCGAGCUGGUGCAACUACCGAGCGGCAAGAUUGUCCAAGCCAAUUCGGAGGAGGGCAGGGCAUUCACAGAGUCCCAGAGAACUGAAGAAACCACUAUCCCCAGAACACAAAUGCAGCAGAGCACAGGCUUCAAUAUGGACGACGAGGUACAUCGGCUGUGGGCAGAUAUGGGGUUGUCAAGGAGAGCCUGGUCGCCCCCAGCUGCAGCCCGAGGCGUGCAACAUCUUGGGUAAUGAAGACAAUGGAAUAUGCGGGGGGCCUCUAUGUUGUGCCGAUGCAGAUCGUGUGGGGAGCACUCGAGGGGAUCAAAGUCUGUCAAGGAGCUGGUAGCCUUGGGUAGGACUGAGACGGGCGAAGGGAUCAGACAAGACUCGGCCGAGUUGCUCGAGAUCAGGUUGUAUACUGAUUGGAAACAUCAGGAAUUAUUAAUGUGUAGAAAUUUGAGCUUUGAGCACAGA
This is a messenger RNA of Diaporthe batatas, 1774 nucleotides long. RefSeq lists its product as uncharacterized. Lineage: Eukaryota; Fungi; Ascomycota; Sordariomycetes; Diaporthales; Diaporthaceae. The record is from RefSeq and is a predicted model, not a curated record. The transcript is spliced from 4 exons. The coding region runs from base 377 to 1549 and encodes 390 amino acids.